Messenger RNA from Lachancea fermentati, 1620 nucleotides. Lineage: Eukaryota; Fungi; Ascomycota; Saccharomycetes; Saccharomycetales; Saccharomycetaceae. The record is from the annotation of a GenBank genome assembly.
AUGCCUGAGAGAAGUUCCCGUGGUGAAGUUGCAACCGUAAGAUCUAGGUCGCGCUCCAGAAGUAAGCCAAGAAGGCCAUCGUUUCCUCGUGUGAAAUCUUCGCAAAGGUUGAUUCGCACGAUUAGCGCGGAGUUCGGCUCCACUGGUGAUGUAAGUGUAGUAUCACAGGAUAUGGAUCACUUAACUUUAGAGGGAGGUUCACACGAAGUUAUAGAGGUUCCAUUUGUGAAGGCGACCCUCGAUUCUACUUUACCCAACUCCUACUUAAAACAAGACAUAUUGAAUUUAAUCCAAGCCUUAAAAAUUCAAAAAUGGUACAAAAAGUCUUCAGGGAGUACAUUGGACACAGAAUCUUUGAAAAUAACGAAAAUUACAGGUGCAAUGACGAAUGCCAUCUUCAAGGUGGAGUAUGCCGGCCUACCCUCACUCUUACUGAGAAUCUACGGCCCUAACGUUGAGAGCAUCAUUGAUAGAGACUAUGAACUACAAGUCCUUGCUAGGCUUUCAUCGCACAAGGUUGGUCCUUCCCUAUUUGGUUGUUUCACCAAUGGAAGAUUUGAACAGUUCCUCGAGAAUUCAACAACAUUGAACAAGAACGAUAUACGCAAUUGGCGAACAUCUCAAAGAAUUGCACGUAGAAUGAAGGAAUUGCAUGUGGGAGUUCCCCUGAACUCGACAGAAAUAAAGAAUGGGUCCAUAAACUGGACCAGAAUCUAUAAAUGGCUUCAAAAAAUUGAACAAUCGGAAUGGUCAAAAAAGACUUCUAAUCUCGAGAGCGUUCUACUUUCUAAAGACUGGGAAUUUUUCAAGUAUUCCGUAAACAAAUAUCACGAAUGGUUGGACAAAAACAGAAAAUCGUCUCAACAUCUAGCUUUUUGCCAUAACGACGCACAAUAUGGGAACCUACUUUUCACCGCACCCGUAGUUCCGCUUUCCACGACGACAACAUCGUCAAGCAUAUCUUCAACGGCGCCAUCUCUUUUUCCAACAUCUUCUAAUAUAUCAUUAGAUGAGAUUAUUCAUCCUUCAAUUCAUGAGCAAGCUCAAGAUUCGAAGUUAGUAGUAAUUGAUUUUGAAUAUUCAGGAGCAAGUCCACCUGCGUACGACUUAGCCAAUCACCUUAGUGAAUGGAUGUGUGAUUACAAUUGUUCAGAGCCUUAUAAAUCAAAUGAAGCAAAAUUUCCCAACAAGGAGGAAAUGCUAAAUUUCAUAUAUUCCUACGCCUCUCAUAAGCGGCCGACAGAAGACCGCAGCAUCGAUGAUGAAGUUCGUGAGAUCUAUAAUGAAAUAAUUAAGGAAAGAGCCUGCGUUUCCUUGCAUUGGAGUUUAUGGGGUAUCAUUCAAAGCGGUGAGCUUGACGCACCUAAGGAUGAAAAAACUGUCGAGGAAGGUCCCGGAGGGGAGAGAUACGUCAUCACGGUAAUGGACGAAGAUGAAGUGACUAGCAUUGAUUCCAGCAGUAGUAUAGAAGGUGUUGAUAUUGAUUCAUUUGAAAAUCUGUUGUAUGCCACUGAGAAGAUGCAAUUGUUUUGGGGGGACUUGGUUCAGUUCGGGCUAGUUUCACCAGAAGAAUUACCAAAAUCGGCUAAGCUGAAAUAUCUAGAUACUAAAAUGAUUUAA